Molecule: messenger RNA, 1047 nt
Organism: Teleopsis dalmanni
Lineage: Eukaryota; Metazoa; Arthropoda; Insecta; Diptera; Diopsidae
Exons: 3
Coding region: 1-1047 (348 amino acids)
Molecular function (GO): protein dimerization activity
Source: RefSeq, a predicted model, not a curated record
AUGUAUAUAAGAAAUAUUGAUAGUUUUCAAAAAUCGAUAGAUGUACGUUUAGGUGAAAUACAAAUAUGCAGGUGUGCAGCUCACACAGCACAAGUUUGCGCACUUGAUAUAACAAAAAAUGCAGAUAUUAGAAAAUAUUUGCUUCAGUGUCGCAAUAUGACUAAAUACGUUAGAAAACCAUCAAACGGUCAUAUUGAAUCAGUAGAAAACAAAACGGAAGAUAAAAAUUUCGACGCCAAUGAGUGUUUUUGGGAUUUUAUUGCUAGCUACUCAACCGUUCUUAAUCCAUUACAAAAAACUAUAGUGAAGAUUCAAGAAGAACAAUUACAUUACGGAAAUUUUUAUGCUUUGUGGUUGAAAUGUAAAUUAUCUACUAGUAAAAUUUUAGCAUCACAUUCAGAAAAUAAAAAUGCAAUUAUUUUUCAAAUUGGUCAAAGUCUAAUGGAAAGCAUAGAAACAAGGACUCAUAAACUAUUAUCAAAUGCAAGCUUGGAUGCUUGCUUGUUUUUAGACCCAAGAUUUCAUCAAAUGCUAAAUGAUUCUCAGAGGGUUGAAGCUGUAGCUUAUUUAAAAAAAUUAUGGGAUAAAAUUAAAUCGCAUGACCCUAAACUUCUUCAUUCAUCUAAUCCAUCCCACUUAACGGCAACGGAAAGCGUACAGGUGCUGGAAGAAGAUGACGACGACCUUCUUAAUGAAUAUUUAGCUGCUAAUUUAGUACCCACUGAUGAAUCGAUUGAUGUUUAUUCAAAAAUUGAGAGAUUAAAUCUUCCUUUCAUGAAGGCUAACUUAAAUGUAUUAAAUUUUUGGAAAGAAAGACAGUGCAGCGAUCCAGAACUUUAUGCACUUAGUAAAGUAUGCUUUGCCAUUCCGCCAACACAAGUCACCAUAGAACGUGCAUUUUCAUCAUUAAAAUUGAUUUUGGCAGAUAAUCGUAAUCGUCUUAAUCAUGACACGUUAGAAAAUAUACUGCUAGUAAAACUUAAUCCCUCCUUUUUAGAUCAGUCAAUAGAAAAUUUGCCUUUAUUCGAAGAAAAUGAAGAUGAAUAA